This is a messenger RNA of Cololabis saira (Pacific saury), 2220 nucleotides long. Its product is annotated as UDP-glucuronosyltransferase 1A1-like. NCBI's taxonomy places the organism in Eukaryota, Metazoa, Chordata, Actinopteri, Beloniformes, Belonidae. The coding region runs from base 255 to 1913 and encodes 552 amino acids. The transcript has 9 exons. The record is from RefSeq and is a predicted model, not a curated record. Gene Ontology annotation, molecular function: UDP-glycosyltransferase activity.
CCGUAACUUUUCAUUGGCUCCCCACCUGGACUUUAAGCUGUGACUAUGCAUUUUCCUUGCGUGUUACUGUGUUGAUUUAUUACUCAGUUACAAAGGAGCUGACGACCCUGACUGAAUACUGAGGAGUGAGAUCAUUAGUGUUUAUGGUGAGAACAUUGAACACACGCAACUCCACUCACACAAACUCUUUCUGGUCUUUACCAAGCGUUCACUGUCGGACUCAGCACAGAUACGGGAACUAGGAGGAAGAACCAAUGAAGAGGACCUCAGUAAUCGUCAUUUUGCUGCUAAACGUGGCUUUGGAAAUGAGCGGUGCUGCAGGCCAGACGGGAUCUGCUGCAGAUCCCUCCAAGCCAGAGAGGAUGAAGAAGGCCAGGGAAGGUGACAGCAGUCCUGCGAGUGGAUCCUCUGCAGGCUUCACUGGGAAGCUGCUGGUGGUGCCCAUGGAUGGAAGCCACUGGGUGGGGCUGAAAGCCAUUGCACAAGAACUGGGUCGGCGUGGACACGAGGUUACCGUGGUGAUCCCGGAGUUCAGCAUGCGGAUGGGCCCUGGGAAACACUUCAACACCGUGACUUAUCCUGUUCCUUACGAUCAGGCACACAUCGACAAUUUAAUGGCACAGAACAAGGACGUCAUCAAAAAGUCUGAGGACUCGUUCUUGGAGAAGGUGAAGAAGAAAAUCUCUCACAUACAGACGGUGGGAGGGUUUCUUCACACGACUGCUGAGAGUCUGCUGUUCAAUACCAGCCUCAUCUCGCACCUGGCUCAGCAGCGCUUCGAUGCCGUCUUGACAGAUCCUAUGGUGCCAACAGGCUCAUUAGUAGCUCGGAAAUUAGGUCUUCCCACCAUCAACCUGCUCCGAGGGAUCCCCUGCUCCCUGGACAUGAAAGCUGCAGGCUGCCCCUCACCGGCCUCAUACGUGCCUCGCUUUUUCACUCAAAACACAGACAGGAUGAACUUCAAGGAGAGAGUUAUCAACACCUUGGUGGCUUUAGUGGAGCCGCUGUUAUGUCGAGUGGUGUACUGGCACUUUGAUGAGAUAGCGCACCAGUUCCUGGGAGAAAAGGUGGGCAUAGCAGAGGUGCUGUCCCACUCUGAUAUCUGGCUACUGAGGAUAGACUUCAUACUGGAGUACCCGCGCCCUCUCAUGCCUAAUGUCAUCCCGGUCGGUGGAAUCAACUGCCACGUGAGAAAUCCUCUUCCAGACGAUUUAACGCCGUGGGUGUCAGGACCGCAUGGGUUUGUGGUGUUCACUCUGGGCUCCAUGGUGUCAGAGUUCCCAGAGGAGAGAACUUCUACCUUUCUAGAAGCCUUCAAACAGAUACCACAGAAGGUAAUCUGGAGGUACAGUGGGAAGAUUCCUGACAACAUGCCAGGCAACGUCAAGAUGAUGGAGUGGGUUCCUCAGAACGACCUCCUAGCACAUCCUGGAGUUCGAGCUUUCAUCACUCACGCUGGCUCUCAUGGUCUGUUUGAGGGUUUGUGUCACGCUGUUCCCAUGCUGAUGAUGCCGGUCGCCGGCGACCAACUCGACAAUGCUCAGAAGAUAGCAAGCAGAGGAGCAGGACUGGUGUUGGAUAUUACUACUGUCAGCGCAGAGAGCCUGCUGCAGGGACUUACUGAGGUCAUCAACGACGCCAGGUACAGGGAGAAAGUGCAGGAGCUGUCAGCGCUUCAUAACGACCGCGUGAUCGACCCACUGGAUCUUUCCGUGUACUGGACAGAGUUUGUGAUGCGACACAAAGGAGCAAAGCACCUCAGAUCAGCAGUUCACGACCUCAACUGGUUCCAGUACUUCUGCCUGGAUGUGAUAGCGCUGCUGGCUGCUGUGGUGCUGCUGGUUGGAAUAGUGGCAGCAAAAUGUUUGAAGCUGUGCCUGCAGACACUGAGCAGGAAGAGGAAGCAGGACUGAGAUCAAUUUUGUUGUCAGGAUCUGACAUUUUCCUGUUUUAUUUUGAAAGCCCAUGUCUUUGUGUUUCAGUUCUGUCUUGACCUUCCUGUUCCCCAUCGGCCCUGAUCGUCUGCACCUGUGUCACGUUAACCCUUGUGUAUAUCUAGUCUUGUCUUUCCCGUGCUCCUUGCUGGUCCGUUUGUUCACUCCAUGUUCUCCUUGUCAGGUUUUCAUAGUUUUUUGAUUCUUGUUUUAAGUUCUGUUUUUUUCUAAUCCUGUUCAGCAGCGCUUUUGGUUUUGUUUGGUGAAAUAAACACAUUUUUGGGAA